This is a messenger RNA of Lentinula edodes (shiitake mushroom), 939 nucleotides long. RefSeq lists its product as uncharacterized. NCBI's taxonomy places the organism in Eukaryota, Fungi, Basidiomycota, Agaricomycetes, Agaricales, Omphalotaceae. The record is from RefSeq and is a predicted model, not a curated record. The coding region runs from base 1 to 939 and encodes 312 amino acids. The transcript is spliced from 5 exons.
AUGCCAAACAAAUGUUCUAUAUCUUCACUUCUGAAUCCUAUUUCUACUUUGAAUAACGAUGGGUCACCAUCAGAUUUUUCUUCCAGUGGCAAUAUGCCUCUUUCCCAUCUUCCUACUCGUCUGGGUAACCCUUGUCGAAACGAAUUUGACCAAUACUCGUGGAACCCAAACCUCCUGGAGAACAAACGGUCGGGGAACUUAUACAACAAUUGUUGCGGUCCCAUCGAGCGGAACAACAUUCCCAACUCUGCAAGUCGUCACGAUAUUGGAACGCCUUCAGCUACCGAUCGUUUCUUCGAUUUCGGUUGUGGGCAAUUUCAUGGAGGGAGUCAUCGAAACGAGGUUUUCGCCCCCACAGGAGAUAUCUCUAAUUUCAAUAAUUUACGGGUUAGAAACGAGGACCACAUCGAUUUGGAGCAACCAGCGAGUUCCAUGGUACGAGCCCGCGAAUAUCCUUCGUCUAAUGGUACUUUGUCGACUCUCUCUCACGGAAUGACAAAAAAAUAUUCUUUAUAUCGAUCCUCACCUCUGGUUAUCACACCCAGUACCGGAAAAAAAUCAUCACUGUCGAGAACAUGCUCUGCUUGUGGAACUACCAACACCGUUGCAUGGCGAAGAUCGAAACUACAUCCUGGCAACCAUACUAGCACGAAUCAAAUAGCUUUGGCAGCUUUGACCACAUGGCUUCCUUUUGCUCGGUACGACAGCGUCACCGAAGUCAAUUUGGUUGACGACUUAGCACUGCUAGUAGUAGGCUUAUUGUCAUCUGUCGAACGCGAGUUUGACUUUGGAUUGGCAGAAGCAGAGUCUGAAGCUGACGGAGACAACGUAGACGAUGUACGAUCCCCCUCACUUCUUGUUGUAGAUGUUCGGAUCAAGAAUUGGUAUCAGUCGUCGAAGUACAACUCGAAACCGUAUCGGGGGGGAAAUCACAGCUAG